AUGGAAGCUGAUAGAAGACUUCUUCGUUGGAUCUUUUCCCUCGCAUGGAUCCUUGCUGAAGAGGCUGGUGCCUUGGCCCUUUCACCCACGCCUCUCGAACAUGUACGGCAACAACAAGCGGGACGUGAUCAUUUUUGCUUAUUAUUUGGUAGCAGGGACAAUGUCCAACCAACUACAGUUGAAGAAGAUCAAGUGUGGGAGGCUCUUGAGCGGAUAGAGGCAUUAGACAUCAGAUUAGGUGUUGGAUGUGGAGCUACGAAGGAACGGGCCAAGUUGCAAAUCAUCCUGGAUGCUUGGGAAGAACAAGAGGCAGCACGAGAAGCAGAGUUAGAUCAAGCCGAGGAAUCCCUCUACGAUGACACGGUAGAGAUCACCGUGACAGAAAAUGAUUCGAUCAAAUAUGUUGCCAAGCAUUUGCCCCACGAGCGUGUGGCCAUCUUGGGCGGUGACCCUGCACGUCGCCGGGAAAUGGUCGCAAAGAAGCUGGCUCCAUUUGGCUCUUUGGACCAGUUUGGCAGCCCUCGUGAUGUUGGGCCUUCGGAUACGACAAAGUUACUCCAACGAAUUGAAAACAAACAAUUCGACGUAGUGUACGUGUGGAUCCGCUUCAACUCGCAUAGUUCUCGCUUGCAAGUGAAGAAAGCUUGCCUACACACAGGGACAACUCGGUUUGAAGAAGUGGAAUCUUUGGCUUACAUUGUUUUUAAUUAA
This is a messenger RNA of Seminavis robusta, 711 nucleotides long. Lineage: Eukaryota; Bacillariophyta; Bacillariophyceae; Naviculales; Naviculaceae. The record is from the annotation of a GenBank genome assembly.